Molecule: messenger RNA, 660 nt
Organism: Symbiodinium necroappetens
Lineage: Eukaryota; Dinophyceae; Suessiales; Symbiodiniaceae
Source: the annotation of a GenBank genome assembly
AUGGAGCAAGUAUGCUUUGCCCAGAUGCCGCAGCUCUACUGCCCUCCUGAUGUGCCGAUCGCCAUCCGCGCGACUCUCAAAGCUGGCUCGAGAUCCACGGGGCUCUGGGCGGCGACGAUUGAAGGCCUUCUACCCAGCCUCGUGGCCAUUCGUCGGGCUCUCACUGCCUCCUUGCAGGACGAGGUGAACUUUGCCCGGGGUAGCGGCUCCAGUGCGGACGCGGCCUUCAAGCGCUUCGGACGUGAGUGGAUCGAGCACGAACUGUUUCGCCUUGGCUGCAGUCAGGAAGACUGGCAUCGCACAUUGAAUGGUAUCACCGCCCGACACUUCAACGAGGAGCUGCCACUGCUGGGCCUUCCGCUGGCUUUGUGCCCUACCUGCUGCAGAGACGGCACAGCUCGGCUUCGUGUGGUGACACUACGGAAUCCGUUCGCCAGACUCGCGAGCUAUUGGAGAGAGUGGAAGCAGAGGAGGGGUCACUUAGCCCCGGACAUCUCCUUUGACGCCUGGUUGAAGGAGAUCCUGUCAGAGAGCCCAGAUCGAAGCUUUAUCAGCGAGCGGGACGAGUUCCACGUGGAGCCGGCCUUCACAUCUCCUCCCCAGGAGAAGGAGGUCGUCUUCCUUGUGGAACGUCCUGAAGAGUCGAUCCGAUUGGUGGAG